Molecule: messenger RNA, 507 nt
Organism: Micromonas pusilla CCMP1545
Lineage: Eukaryota; Viridiplantae; Chlorophyta; Mamiellophyceae; Mamiellales; Mamiellaceae
Exons: 1
Source: RefSeq, a predicted model, not a curated record
ACCGUUCGUCGUUUCCUUCGCGCGGACAGGGGAAACAUCUCGAAGGCGAAGAAGCGUUUGGAAGAAACUUUAAAGUGGCGCAUUGAUGUCCAGCCCCAGACGAAAAUGUGUUCAACCUGUUUAAAUGAAGAUCUUCGUUCGCAUUAUAUGCAACAUGUUGGCUGGGACAAGCGAGGCCGCGCUUUGGUAUAUUCCGACAUCGGCAUGGCACGCGACAAGGGUCACAAGUCCAAUGUUGAGCACUGUAUUCAGGUUCUUGAGCUUAUGGAGCCUAUUCUUCCUCCCUUUCCAAACGAUCAGUAUAUAUGGGUGGUGGAUUUUCAUAAGUUCUCAAUAUCGGACAUGAAUCCAAAGAUGGCUAUUGCUUGCUUGAAACUUUUCGGUCGCAGCUACCCUGAAAGACUUGGGCAAAUGAUCCUCGUGGGUGCACCUCGCGUAUUUAACGGGUUUUUUCGUGCAGUUUCACCUUUCGCAGACCCAGUCACAGUGAAAAAGGUGCGCUUCAUC